This is a messenger RNA of Helianthus annuus (common sunflower), 3542 nucleotides long. RefSeq lists its product as uncharacterized. The transcript has 15 exons. NCBI's taxonomy places the organism in Eukaryota, Viridiplantae, Streptophyta, Magnoliopsida, Asterales, Asteraceae. The record is from RefSeq and is a predicted model, not a curated record. The coding region runs from base 946 to 3369 and encodes 807 amino acids.
UUUUUUUUUUUUUUUUUUUUUUUUCUAGCAACCUUUUAAGUUUUAACACAUGACAACUCACAAGUCACAAUCUCUUUUUUUUUUUCGUUUUUAUCUUAUACUAUUGCAAUGUCCAUAUAUUCAUCUAUAUUUUGCUAUGAACUUUCUUCAAAAUGAUGUUGUGCGUAAAAUCAUCAAAGGACAAAUGUACAAGUCGUAAAAACUGCCUUAACAAAUAGAUUUUUUUACAACUCUUUUCUUUCUUCAAUGCAAAUUCUAUCCAAAUUCGUGUGACAUGCUUAGCUUUUUAACACUUCAAUGUAAAUUCUAUUACAAUUCAAACACACCGUUGCGACAUGAUUAUUUUUAUCUACGUUUCCAUAUAAAUUUCAUAAUCCACCAGUACCCUCUCAACACCCAAUCAGAGGUGUACACCUCAUCUGGUCCGAAUUAAACCCGUAAAACCAGCAUCAACCGACGGUUGGGUUCCCGAGCUACCCGAAGCCUCUGCCAUCUUCUCUCACACACACAAACACAUUCACCAGGUUUCUUCGGUGACUAGACAAGGAAUUCCCAACCCGAUUUUGGGUAUUCGAUUGACUGACGACAAUGUACCCGAUCAAAUCAGGUAUACUUCCCGGAUUAAGGUUACCGACCACGCCCCGUCCACCGUUUUAAAUUUCACCCCGCAACAACGCCUAGAUCACAUCCACUACUUGUUAUACAGAAAUCCUUUUAUCAUUCCUAAUUUCCUAUCAUUCUCUUUUUUUUUCAAAACAAAGUCAAAAUAAAAAAUAAAUAAAAAACUUUCAAUAAAGAGCAUCUAUGUCAUAACUCAUAACCAUUUCAAGCAAGGAGGGCAGUUUGGUAAAAAGCCCUGCCGCACUGCGCUAGUCUUCACCGGUAAACGCCACCCCGGUAAACAACAGCAGACUGAACCACAACCAAAAUUAGGGUUCAUCAACAAUGGCGUCGAUUCGCAUCAGCUUCUUCGCCUGUUUCUCAAUUCUGCUACUAAAAAGCUCACAAUCAGCCCCCAAUCAAGCUUACAGAAGAGAUCCAGGUCAUCCUCAAUGGCACCACAGCGCUUUUCACGAUGUUCGAGAAAGUGUUCGAUCGGAUGUUCGUAGCAUGCUCCAUUCUCGCGCUGAGGUUCCCUUCCAAGUUCCACUCGAAGUAAAUGUUGUUCUCGUUGGUUUCAGUGGAGACGGAGGUUACAGAUACCAAUUGGAUUCACAGAAACUGGAAGAAUUUCUUCGAGUGGGAUUCCCGUCUCACAGGCCCUCCUGCCUCGAGACUGGUGAACCUCUUGAUAUUGAGCAUCACAUGGUGUUCAAUGCAUUUCCGGCCGCACAACCAGAAGUCAUAGCACUUGAGAAGGCAAUGAAAGCAGCCAUGGUCCCAGCUGGAACCGCCAGAGAGGCUGAUUUUGGACGUGAAGUUCCCGCGUUUGAUGUAGAUGCAUCAGCUGUGGAGCCAGAAUUUCAGAAGCUUUAUUCCUACUUGUUUGACUAUGAUAAUAUGGGAUAUAAUGCUGACGAGGCAGACAGACCUAUGCCAACAGCAAUAUUUAUUGUGAAUUUUGAUAAGGUUAGAAUGGAUCCUAAGAAUAAAGAUAUUGAUCUUGAUAGCUUAAUGUAUGCAAAACCGAGUCACUUAACUGAAGAAGAUAUUAAACAACAAGAGGGAGGCUAUAUCUAUCGAUAUCAUUAUAACGGAGGUGGAGCAUCUCAAGUAUGGCUUGGAUCGGGCAGGUUUGUUGUAAUUGAUAUCUCAGCGGGCCCAUGCACGUAUGGAAAAAUUGAAACCGAAGAAGGAAGCGUUAGUUCGAAAACCCUUCCACGCUUGCGGAAUACAAUGUUGCCUAAAAGCUCGAUUGCUGCUAAUGAUCAUGCUACCACUCAUGACAACUUUAUUGGUCAACUUGCUGCUUUGAUUGGCAUUACAGUUCAACAUGUUAUUGCCCCAGAUGUCAAGUUUGAGACUGUAGAUCUUGCAACACGGUUACUUGUACCAAUAAUUGUGCUGCAAAAUCAUAACCGUUACAAUAUCAUGGAAAAAGGCCAGAACUACAGUAUAGAUAUCGAAGCCAUUGAGGCCGAGGUUAAAAAGAUGGUACACAAAGGAGAAGAUGUAGUGAUUGUUGGUGGUUCACAUUCGUUACAUCUUCAUGAGAAACUCGCGAUUGCUGUUUCAAAAGCUAUGCGUGGUCAUUCUCUCCAAGAAACAAAAAAAGAUGGACGUUUUCAUGUGCAUACAAAGACAUAUCUUGAUGGUGCAAUCCUUAAAGAGGAAAUGGAACGAUCGGCUGAUGUGCUCGCUGCUGGUUUGCUUGAGGUCUCACAGCCAUCCCUUUCUGAUAAAUAUUUUCUUCGUCAGCACUGGAUGGAAGAGUCAGAUGGUGUGAGUGAUUCACUUAUAAAGCAUAAACCUAUAUGGGCUACUAACCCUAAAUCUCAAAGAAAGAAAACUAAAAAAGUGCAAAAGAAACACGGGGAUCUGCAUCGUACCUAUGGAACAAGAGUGGUUCCUGUAUUUGUACUGUCGUUAGCUGAUGUGGAUCCACACCUUAUGAUGGAUGAUGAAAGCCUUUUGUGGACAAGUAACGAUGUUGUUAUUGUACUCCAACAUCAAAGUGAAAAGAUACCUUUAAGUUACGUGUCGGAAACAGAGAGAAGACAUGUUUUUCCCUCACAAGCGCAGCGUCAUAUAGUGGCUGGAUUGGCUUCUGUUGUGGGUGGAUUAAGCGCACCAUAUGAAAAAGCUUCUCAUGUUCAUGAAAGACCUGUUGUCAAUUGGCUAUUGGCUGCUGGCUGUCAUCCAUUUGGACCAUUUUCUAAUGCUUCUCGGGUCAGUCAACUGCUUCAGGAUGUUGCGCUGAGAAACACAAUAUAUGCCCGUGUAGAUUCUGCUCUUCAUAGGAUUCGAGAGACAUCAGAGUCUGUCCAAGCUUUUGCUGGAGAAUAUCUGAGAACCCCUCUUGGUGAGCCAGUAAAGGGGAAGAAGAACAAGACAACCACCGAGUUAUGGAUCGAAAAGUUCUACAAAAAAGAGACAAACUUGCCAGAGCCUUUUCCUCAUGAACUAGUUGACAGGCUUGAAAAGUUUUUGGAUGGUCUUGAGGAACAACUUGUGGAUUUAUCUUCGCUUCUAUAUGAUCAUCGUCUACAAGAUGCAAAUGCAAACAGCACUGAAAUUCUUCAAAGCUCCAUUUUAACACAACAGUAUGUGGAACAUGUACUCGAGUAUGAGAGGGAAAAAAUGAAGUGUUGUGAAAUCAAGUUCAAGUCCCCAAAACAGUCAUCACAAAGUCUAGUAUAUGCUGGGAUUCUGAUAGCAGGUAUCUUUGUCUAUUUUGUUGUCAUCUUCUUUUCAUCUCCUGUUAGGUAAUACGAUUUGUUAAUGGCGGAAUCAGACCAUAGAAUUAAGUUACUUUUGUUAAUUUUCAAAAUCUUAGUGUCUCUUUUUAUAUACAGUUAUGUUAGGACAUAAAAAAGAAAACAAAAUAAAUAUUGAGAUGGCAAAUUGCAAGGCUAUGGAAAAUCAUGAAAAUAGUCACCUUC